Molecule: messenger RNA, 636 nt
Organism: Zophobas morio
Lineage: Eukaryota; Metazoa; Arthropoda; Insecta; Coleoptera; Tenebrionidae
Product: odorant receptor 85f-like
Exons: 4
Coding region: 1-636 (211 amino acids)
Biological process (GO): detection of chemical stimulus involved in sensory perception of smell; sensory perception of smell
Cellular component (GO): plasma membrane
Molecular function (GO): olfactory receptor activity; odorant binding
Source: RefSeq, a predicted model, not a curated record
AUGACUGAAGCAAUAUUCUACGACUGGAAAAGCAACCUAGAAAUUAAUAUACUGAUUAACAGAGUGCUCGGUUUAUGGCCAGACGGGGACGACUCUUUUAAACCUGGUUUCUACGUAGUAUAUUGUGCAAUCCUCAUAAUCCUUGCAACUUGUCACCUUCUCUCGCAAACAAUCAAGCUUUAUCUAGUCAGAGACGACAUCGAAGCUCUAGCUGGAACCAUGUACAUAACACUAACCUUAAUGCUGGCAGCAAUAAAAACAUUCUUCGUGAUAGUCAAAAUGAGGAUUCUUAAAAAAUGCUUCAAGACCCUCCGCACCAACUCUUUGUUCCAACCAAGGAACCAUCACCAAGAACUCAUAAUCCAACUUGGUAUAACAUACGAGUUGUUCUUAUUCUGUUACUAUGGGAAUGAGGUGCAAGUGAAGAGCAACUUGGUUUCUCGUGCAGCGUAUGAAUCUCAAUGGACAGAUUUACCAGAAGAUGUUAAAAGAAGUCUGACUAUUUUCAUUAUUAAUGUUUCUAAACCAAUAGACAUAUCUGCCUUCAAUGUAUUUGUGUUGUCUUUAGAAACUUUUAUCAAGAUUCUGAAAACUGCGUGGUCGUACUUUGCCCUGUUGAGCCAACUUAUUGCAUAA